GCUCCCACUAAAAUGCGGAAACCAACUCUUUUGGUAUGUCUAGUAAUGUCAUAUUUCAACUUUGUUGAUUCUAAAUCCAACCUAUUGAAUUCUCCCCUCAGAGUUUGUACACCAAAAGAGCAAUUUGUGCUAGAAGGAAAAUGCCUACGGUAUGUGAACGAUUUGAUGUAUCUAACAGAGGAAUAUCCACCAACUCAAAUUACUGUGCCAAUUGCCAAGAACAUGAGUAGCGCAUGUGAAAAAAUUACUAGUUGUUUUGCGGAAAUUGAAUGUGAUGAAGCUCAGAGAAGCAAGGAAGUUUAUGAGAGAAAAUGCGAAAAAAUAGAGUUCAAUAACUACAAGAUGCAAGAAUGUAUCCCAAAGUUUUAUGAGACGGUCUAUAACAAGUCACGCCAUUGCACAGUCGAAUUUGACUUUUUCUCGACGGAUUUGAAAACUCGACGUGAUGCAUAUAUUAAUGGAAAAUCGUGUGUUGUGAGUAUCGCCAACGAAAGAAGGUGUGAUGAGAAAGCACUGGAAUAUUUGAACUCAAGUUAUGACAAGUUUGUGGAUAUUAUGAGCAUCAAACCAGACGAGAAAAAAUGUUCUUCAUUACACGAUGAAAUGAUAUCAAAACAAUGCCAACCUGUGCUCUUGAAAUUGGGAAAUGGUGUAGUUGGAUCACUUGAUAAGCUUAUCAAAAAUGCAAAUGAGACGAAGCCUGCUGUUGAAAACAGACCGGAUGUUUGUGAUGAGUUGCAGAAUUGUCUUCAAAAAAGUUGUUUUUACACCCAGCAUAACCAGACAAAUGCCAAUGCAUACAAAGAAGGUUGUGAAAAGCUAACUCUUGUACCGUUCUCACUUUGCAAAUUCCAAGUCAUGAUUAGUCCCACUUCGACAAGUUAUAAGUGCGUCAUCGACAGUUUACUUAAUCCAAGUUCAACAAUGCCUCGCAACAGUUUCUUGGAAGACAAGGAAUGUAUGAGAACUAUGAUGGGAGGAAUAUGUGGAGCUGCAAUUUUGGAAAAUUUUGACCGCGAUUGGGAAGCAUCUAAAACUGCGGAUUUGUUUUGAUAAUAAAGUCCUGUCAAUUGCCCAUUUUUUUAAUACUAAAAAUCUAGAAAAAAUUAAAUUUGAUUGUUUUCUAAUUUUUUUCAAAAGCUUAAAUAAUCCCGCAUAAUGAAUUCUCACAUGUUUAUCGGUUAUGGAUGAAAUUAAAGUUCAAUUGAAUGUUUCA
Caenorhabditis elegans is the source of this 1216-nucleotide messenger RNA. RefSeq names its product T20D4.11-like domain-containing protein (gene C12D5.9). The transcript is spliced from 4 exons. The record is from RefSeq and is marked reviewed. NCBI's taxonomy places the organism in Eukaryota, Metazoa, Nematoda, Chromadorea, Rhabditida, Rhabditidae. Bases 13 to 1053 code for a protein of 346 amino acids.